AUGGCCAGAGGUCAGCAGAAAAUCCAGUCUCAAGCAAAGGCUGCAGAAAAGAUGUCUAAACUUAAAAAACAACAAGGCCAUAGUGCUACAGAUCAAAAGAAAGCUGCACAAAAAGCCUUAGUGCAUGUUUGUGUCGUCUGUAAGGCGCAGAUGCCAGACCCGAAGACCUACAAGCAGCAUUUUGAAAAUAAACACCCAAAAAAUGAUUUACCAGAAGAUUUAAAGGCAUUG
Iphiclides podalirius (scarce swallowtail) is the source of this 231-nucleotide messenger RNA. NCBI's taxonomy places the organism in Eukaryota, Metazoa, Arthropoda, Insecta, Lepidoptera, Papilionidae. The record is from the annotation of a GenBank genome assembly.